Molecule: messenger RNA, 1999 nt
Organism: Ixodes scapularis (black-legged tick)
Lineage: Eukaryota; Metazoa; Arthropoda; Arachnida; Ixodida; Ixodidae
Product: solute carrier family 41 member 1
Exons: 11
Coding region: 254-1444 (396 amino acids)
Biological process (GO): monoatomic cation transport
Cellular component (GO): plasma membrane
Molecular function (GO): monoatomic cation transmembrane transporter activity
Source: RefSeq, a predicted model, not a curated record
CCAAAAGGAUCUUCCGAACAACGGCAUCUUCGAGCAUGAACUGGUCGUGGAGGACCUUCGCUUGCCUGCCUCCAGGGCCGCUUUUGUCAAGAAGCCACCAGCGGUCAUUCUGGAGACUGGCGGAGGAGAUGGAGAGCCUCGGAACGAACCACCGCCUUUGGACGUCUUGCGCCUCAGCGAAUCCUCGUGCUUGCUAGAUGUUCCACCUGAGGAGUCGUGUUCCGCAUUCCUGUAUCAGGUGUUCCCUACGUUCAUGCUUGCUGGGGCCGGCAUGGUUGCAGCGGGACUGCUGCUUGACAUUGUGCAGUCCUGGCAAGUCUUCAUCGAUGUCUCCCAGCUCUUCGUUCUGGUGCCUGCACUGCUGGGUCUCAAAGGAAACCUGGAGAUGACUCUGGCCUCGAGGCUAUCGACACAGGCCCACCUAGGGAAAAUGGAUUCCCUGAUGGAAGUCCUCAACAUCACCUGCGGUAACAUGGCCUUGCUUCAGUGCCAGUCCUUGGUGGUGGGUGCCAUGGCCUCGCUGUAUGCCAUCGUCACUUCCCUGGUUGUGUUUUCCGAAGACAUUUCGCUGAGGCAUGGGAUUCUUGUCCUGAGUAGCGCCGUGAUCACUGUGUCGGUGGCGAGCUUUAUCUUGGGCAGCAUCAUGGUCAGCGUGGUGGUGUUGUCCAAGUUUUGCCGCGUGAACCCAGACAACGUGUCCAUUUCGAUCGCCGCUGCUCUCGGGGACGUUGUCACCGUGGGACUCCUAGCCUGCGUCAGCGCCGCCAUCUUCCACUUCCUCGAUCCGUGGCUUUCGCUUCUGGUGUCCGGGCCGCUGCUCCUCCUCGUACCACUGUGGACGUACGUGGCGUACAAGAACCAAAACACCCGAGACGUGCUUUCCUCCGGAUGGGUGCCCAUAAUCUGCGCCAUGCUUAUAUCAAGCUUGAGCGGGAACAUUUUGGAUGUCGCCAUCAAAAAGUUCACAAGCAUGGCAGCUUUCCAGCCGCUCAUGAACGGUGUGGGCGGCAACCUGGCAGCCGUGCAUGCCAGCCGUAUGUCAACGUUGCUGCACCGGCAGAAGUCGGUCCAGGUGGAGGCGCCGAGCGGAGGCUCCUCCGUCAGUCCUGCUGAAGGUACGGGUGAGGCGAACCCUCGCAGUGGAUAUGUGCUGGUUGCGCUGGUAGUGCCCGGUCACCUGGUAUUCAUGAACCUCGUAUCGCUCGCCAAGAAUGGCACCCCGAUCACCAACGUGGUCUUCAUCACGCUCUUCUGCGUGGCCGCUCUCCUUCAGGUGAUCGCGCUGCUCCCUACAACUAACGUCAUCGUGCGCGCCCUCUGGCGGCACAAGGUGGACCCCGACUCCUCCGCCAUUCCCUACGUCACUGCCCUUGGAGACCUGCUGGGCACCGGUCUGCUCACCCUCGUUUUUUGGGCCAUGUCCCAGCUCGGCACCGAGAUUUGAAGACCCAUGCUCAACACCUUCGAGAUUCUUGUUUGCAAUAGACGUUGCUCAAAAGUCAGCGCCAGCUAGUGGCAGAAUAAAAAGCUCCAAUAUGUUCGUUCUGAUGGCGCUAAUGUGAGAACAAGCUUGGUCACCUAAAUCAAGCACCCUCGACAUCGUGAAUCGGAGGCGAUGUACAAGGACCAAGUUAGACAGUAUUUCCUGCUUUUGGCGUUAAGCUUUCGAGCUCGCUGUUCCUAGUGUGAAGGAGCUGCGUAAUAUCGCCAUUAGAGGAGUUCGGUUUUGGCUUGAGACAGGGUGUAUUAACUUACUUUUGAAAAUGGUCUACUCUUCCACCUUGCACUUGGUUGCGGAGGGUCCUAAAAUCGCAACCUACGCCUUCUCUCAGGCCUUUGCACUUCUUCAGGCCUCCGUCGAGCUCGGCGCUCUUGGUCUGCCUCAGCACAGAGCCCGCUUACGUGCGACAAUCUAUUUUAAACUGAAUUAUUACAUAAUUAUACACCAGUUUAAGUUUUUCCACUAAAUUUAACGGUGAAGCGCUACCCGGUAAAUUUA